Sitodiplosis mosellana (orange wheat blossom midge) is the source of this 550-nucleotide messenger RNA. RefSeq lists its product as uncharacterized. The record is from RefSeq and is a predicted model, not a curated record. Lineage: Eukaryota; Metazoa; Arthropoda; Insecta; Diptera; Cecidomyiidae. The transcript has 3 exons. The coding region runs from base 16 to 324 and encodes 102 amino acids.
AAAACAAUUCACGUCAUGGUUUACAUGAAAGUUAAAAUUAUUUUCUUUCUUCUCGUCGCUUCUACAUUCAUCGAGAGCGUUUUGUUGGUGCCCUCUCGAGGAAGAAGUUUUGGAUCCUCUGGAGGAGGAGAAGGAAGAGGAGGAUGUCAUGGAAGAAAACCAAGGCCUACCUUUGUUCAACCUAUGCCACAAAAUCCUCAAUCGCCGCCCCAAACGCCGCCUUCUCAAAUUCCGCCUUAUCUAAUGGCGCUCUUUCAGCAAUUUGUAGCUGCACUUGCAGCUGCAGCUACAGCUCCACCUCCAGCAAAUAAUGGGACAGCCUAAUCCACCAGCGUAAUACCUGUUAUAUGAACUGACAUCAAGCGUCCCCCGGCAAAUCAAGAUUAUCUUACCGAUCCUACUUUUAAGAUAUCCAUGGAAAGUGCACUUUCAUGUCGAAAUUCCAAUUGAUAACAAUGUCAAAAUUCAGUUUUAAUAAUGUGUUUUUUUUUCUCCAAAAUAUUCAAUAAAGAUUUUUCUUAAAUGGGCUAAUGCCAAAUCAGCAUCCAAA